Filobasidium floriforme is the source of this 1125-nucleotide messenger RNA. Its product is annotated as 2,4-dienoyl-CoA reductase. Gene Ontology annotation, biological process: fatty acid catabolic process. The transcript is spliced from 9 exons. Lineage: Eukaryota; Fungi; Basidiomycota; Tremellomycetes; Filobasidiales; Filobasidiaceae. Gene Ontology annotation, molecular function: 2,4-dienoyl-CoA reductase (NADPH) activity. The coding region runs from base 79 to 954 and encodes 291 amino acids. The record is from RefSeq and is a predicted model, not a curated record.
UCUUUGCAAAGCGUCCCAAUCUCUACAGCUCAGAACUUUGACCUGAAGCCACUUUACACAACGUAAACACCUCGAAUCAUGGCCCAACGAUACAUCCAACCCGCCGCUCCUCCCAGCGAACAGACCUUUCAAAAGGACCUCUUCGUAGGCAAAGUCGUCCUCUCCACCGGAGGUCGGAGCGGGAUCGUGAACAAGAUGAUCAGGAUGAUGAUGAAGCACGGAGCGGAUAGUGUGAUCAUCGGUCGAAAUGGACCAGAGAACGCCAAAGCCGCGCAACAACUAUCUACCGAGACCGGCCGGACCUGUCUUCCCGUCCAAGCUGACGUUCGUAAACCAGAGGAUCUAAAGGCGGCAGCGAAAGCUUGUAUGGACAAGUUUGGGAGGUUGGAUUUCGUCAUCUGCGGUGCCGCUGGCAACUUCUUGGCACCCAUAAGCGGUCUUUCCGAGAACGCGUUCAAGACCGUCAUCGAUAUCGACCUGCUCGGAACGUACAAUACCAUCAAGGCUACUAUUCCUUACGUGAGACAGUCUAGGGGGUCUUAUAUCCACAUCUCUGCUACUUUGCAUUACCGAGGUCUGCCUUAUCAAGCCCACGUCUCAGCAGCCAAGGCCGGGGUGGACGCUCUCUCCCAGGUCCUCGCUGUCGAAGAAGGUCCGCAUGGUGUGAGGAGCAACGUGAUCGCUCCCGGUCCUAUCGGAGGAACCCCAGGGAUGGAAAGACUCUCACCUAAAGGGGAUAAGAGUAUCGAGGCGGUCCCACUCGGUCGAAUGGGGGAUGGCGACGAGAUCGCGACGAUGGGCAUGUUCCUCUUCUCCCAGGCGGCGACCUGGAUUACCGGUCAAAUCUUCGUCGUCGAUGGCGGAGAACACCACGUCAGGUUGCCCGCCCUUGCUUACCCGGAGAGCGUCUUGGAUCCUGCCAAAGUUAAGUCGCUCAUCGCGGCCAGACUAUGAGUUUCAACUCUGAUCUGUACAGGGUAUUUUGGGAAGAGUUUGAGAUGUAUACGAGUUAGCGGCUGUGUAGUCAUGAAUAUGCGCAAGAUUGACUAUGACUGCGGAAGCAGAAGCAGCCGACGUCGCUCGUAUGCCAAGCGAUCAGUCGCAGCUCGGCAAUAGAUGACGAAG